UCCAUGCAAUAAAAAAACUUGCCCUUGUAUUUCUUUACCUGCUCAUUGGAAUCCUGCUGACUGUGGCCCUUGUAUUGUAAUCGUUGAUGAAAAAAAAUUAAUCGUUAAACAUUCCGGUCCGGGUACUGAUCCAAUAGAACCUGUUUCAAUUCGUGCAGACCAUCAUAUUCCACCCGAA
Racocetra fulgida is the source of this 178-nucleotide messenger RNA. NCBI's taxonomy places the organism in Eukaryota, Fungi, Glomeromycota, Glomeromycetes, Diversisporales, Gigasporaceae. The record is from the annotation of a GenBank genome assembly.